This is a messenger RNA of Glycine soja, 1730 nucleotides long. Its product is annotated as protein trichome birefringence-like 23. The transcript is spliced from 4 exons. Gene Ontology annotation, molecular function: O-acetyltransferase activity. The record is from RefSeq and is a predicted model, not a curated record. The coding region runs from base 1 to 1308 and encodes 435 amino acids. Gene Ontology annotation, cellular component: Golgi apparatus. Lineage: Eukaryota; Viridiplantae; Streptophyta; Magnoliopsida; Fabales; Fabaceae.
AUGAGGAUGGAUUAUUGGAAGCAAAAGUUUCCUUUCAACCACAGAAACCUCUUCCUCAAGUUGCUCCUCACAAUCUUCUUCCUAGGCCUCGCUUUCCGUAUUCUCUUUUUCCACUCCCUGUCCCCUCAGAUUUCUUCUGUUUUGGAAUCCCCGUUUCCUGAGAAAGUGACAUUACCCGAAGAACCUCAGACUUCACCUGUUCCGGAAGAAGAACCUGUUCCCGUUGUUGGGCUAAUUCUGACUCAAUUGAAUGCAGAGAAAUGUGAUUACUUUAAUGGGGAUUGGGUCCCGAAUCCAUCGGGUCCAGUUUACAAUAAUGACAGCUGUGACCUCAUUGAAUCUCAUCAAAAUUGCUUGAAGAAUGGGAGGCCUGACAGAGACUUUCUGUAUUGGAGGUGGGCUCCCAGGGAGUGUGAUUUGCCUCAGUUUGAUCCACACAGGUUUCUCAACUUGAUGCGGAACAAAGCCUGGGCAGUCAUUGGAGAUUCCAUUUCUCGCAACCAUGCGCAAUCGCUGGUCUGCAUUCUUUCCAAGGUGGAAAAACCUGUCUUAGUCUACCAUGACGAGGAAUACAAGUGCAAAAGAUGGAACUUUCCCUCAUACAACUUCAGUUUGUCAGUUAUUUGGUCACCAUUCCUUGUGGAAGCUGCUAUUUUUGAAGACAUAAAUGGUGUUUCGAGUUCUGAAGUGGAUCUACAUCUUGACAGACUGGAUAGCAAAUGGGCAGAUCAGUACCUCGACUUUGAUUACAUUAUUGUUUCAACUGGGAAAUGGUUUCUCAAGUCUGCAAUCUACUAUGAGAAUGAAACUAUAUUGGGUUGCCACUCCUGUCCUAAGAGGAACCUGACAGAGCUGGGUUUUAACUUUGCUUAUCGGAAAGCCUUGAAAUUAGUGAUGAACUUCAUAGUGACUUCCAAUCACAAAGGGUUGAUUUUUUUUAGGACAUUCACACCGGAUCAUUUUGAGAACGGGGAAUGGUUUAGUGGGGGAACCUGCAACAGAACAGCACCAAUUAAAGAAGGUGAAAUGGAAAUGAAAUAUUUGAACAAGAUGCUUCGUGAAAUUGAGUUAGAGGAGUUUGGAAAGGCAGCUUCUGAAGCUUCAAAAAAUGGGGUAAAUUUUAAGCUUGUGGAUUUUGCUUCACUUUCACAGUUGAGACCUGAUGGGCAUCCUGGUCCAUAUAGGCAAUUUCAUCCAUUUGAAAAGGAUCAAAAUGCUAAUGUUCAGAAUGAUUGUUUGCAUUGGUGCUUACCUGGGCCAAUAGACUCUUGGAAUGAUAUAAUAAUGGAGAUGGUUGUCAAUGGGUAAGAAAAAGAAAAUCAGUUAUAUGCCCCAUACAGUUGUGAAUAUUGAGUGAAAUUGUUACUCUCUGUAUACCAUGAUUCUUGAUAUUCAUAUUCAUACGGACGGACAAUGGAGAUUGGAGGCAAAUAAAUUAAAUGUAGCAGAAAGGAUUCUAAAUAUCAGUUUACAGCUAAUUUUGAUAUGGAAAUGCAUGGGCUUGAAAAUCUGUUUUUGGUGCGAGUGUAACCGGCCAUCCAUGGUUAUUUAAGGCAACUAUAGUCUAUAGUUCUAUCUUUUUCCAUUUUCUUGCAAUAUAUUUGAGAGUUGUGUUGUUGUCUUACACAGUUAAAAAAAAAAAUUCAAUUAGUUUUAAGGGUGGUUGGAUAAGAUAAAAUGCCAGGGAUUAUUUAUACUUAAUUCAAUGAAUAUGUUAAAAUUAUCCACUA